GGUGCGGGCGGCGGCGGCGGGGCUGAGGCGGCCCACCCCCCCCCCCCUCCCGCCCGCGGGCGCCGCAUGGCGCGGGCCUGAUGCCGGAGCGCGGCCCGGUGCCGCGGCGGCGCUGCGGGAGGAGGAUGGCGGGGCUGGCGUGGAAGUGGCCGCGCACCCGCCUGCCCGUGGGGGCCAGCGCCCUGGGGGUCUUCGUCCUCUGCUGGCUCUACGUCUUCCCCGUCUACCGGCUGCCCGACGAGAAGGAGAUCGUGCAGGGGGUGCUGCUGCAGCAGGGCAAGGCGUGGAGGAGGAACCAGACUGCGGUCGCCCUGUUCAGGAAACUGCUGGAAGAAUGCUGUGAUCCUGGGCAGCUCUUUGCUAUGACAAAGCUGAACUCCCCAAUGGGAAAGAACCUCUGGUUUGAUGGGGAAUUUUUGUAUUCUGUCACUAUUGACAAUGCAACUUACUCUCUCUUCCCACAGGCUACUCCCUUCCAGCUGCCACUGAAGAAAUGCUCCGUGGUGGGAAACGGUGGAAUCCUGAAAAAGAGUGGCUGCGGCAAACAAAUAGAUCAAGCAGAUUUUGUCAUGCGGUGCAACCUUCCUCCUCUAUCCAGUGAAUACAGCAAGGACGUUGGAUCGAAAACCCAGCUGGUGACUGCAAAUCCCAGUAUAAUUCAGAAAAGGUUCCAGAAUCUGCUGUGGUCUCGAAAAGCGUUUGUGGACAGCGUGAAGGUGUAUAACCGCAGCUACAUCUACAUGCCAGCCUUCUCGAUGAAGACGGGGACAGGACCCUCCCUACGCGUCUAUUACACCCUGGAGGACUUUGGUGCCAAGCAGGCGGUCCUUUUUGCCAACCCCAAUUUCCUGCGUGACAUUGGCAAGUUCUGGAAGAGCAAAGGUAUCCAUGCCAAACGGCUUUCCACAGGACUUUUCCUAGUCAGUGCUGCCCUCGGUCUGUGUGAAGAAGUAACAAUUUACGGCUUCUGGCCGUUCUCGGUGGACCUGCACGGGAAGUUUAUUAGCCAUCACUACUAUGACAAUGUCUUGCCUGAUUCUGGAUUCCAUGCCAUGCCGGAGGAAUUUCUACAGCUCUGGUUUCUUCAUAAAAGUGGUGUACUGAGAAUGCAGCUAGAACCAUGUGAGGACCCUUUAAUCCAGUCUUCUGCCUGAGGAUCGUAGGAGUCAGUUUGGGAGAUCCAAUAGUUUUUAAUUUCCAUGCUCUCCAACAGAGAGUUCUGUUUUCUGUUGAUUCUUUUUAAAGGGAAAAUAAUCGUGGGUCUGCAUGGACCAUAAAAAUGCUACUUGAAGGCCAAAUGGAAUACGUCCUUAAUGUAUAGUGCUUUAUGGAACUGGGGUGGGGGAAGCAAAUCUCUCCAUCGAGUCCAUUCAGCAGCAUUAUGAAAAUCAUGUCAGAAGCAGCACAGCUGAACUUUCCGGGGGACGUUUUUAAAUGACUGAUGUAAAAAGGGCAUUAAGGCUCAGAGAGUCACAGAGCCACCCACAAGCUUUUGCUGACAGUGCCAAAUAUGACUGUCUGUUCAAAAAUCCAUUUCAUUCCAGAUUGGCACCUCAUACAACUUUCCUUUUUUUUUUUUCCCUCUGUUUGGGGGUGUGUGUGAGUAGGAGAGCAUGUGUGUGUUGUUGACUUUCUUUGUUUCUUUCCUUUUUCUUUUUUUUCCUUUUUUUCUUUUACUUUUUUUUUUUUCUUUUUUCCCCCCAAUGGAAGGAAAAGGAAAGGUUUAAAAGCCCCAGGAGCUGAGUACCAUAAGCUCCUCUGAAGACUUGGGAAAGUGAAGGGUGCUAAGAAUCUGGUUAGAAGAAUGUCCUAGGAAUGCCCUGCUACUGAGUAUGGAUGGACCUACCUGUUGUAGGUUUUAUCAGGAUAGUUUAUGUCAUUGCACUUAUAGCUAUGCUAAUGCUAUACUGUGGGCAAGAGCUGGUUAAGGGAAACUGGUCUGAAAAUACUGGUUUUGUAACGAACGUUUUAGUGAAGUGCAGCCUGGUUUCAGUUGACCUGCUGCAAGAUUUCCACAGUGACUUUUGUAGUAGGGAUGGUUCCUGACCUGUUUUGCUGUCCAGCCUUAGGGAUUAAUUCUGUAUUCAUUUGGACUCCAGAUGUUCAUUGACUGUCAAGGGGAUUUGAGGUGUUCAGUGGAAUGCAGAAUGAGGUUCUUCAUUUGCUUAUGGCAGAAAAACUGCAGAAAUGAAUGUAAGUGUCAUUUAAAAUGAGUUGAAGCUUCGAAAAUCCUUGCUCUUUGUGUGACUAGUUCUUCUGCUUGGAUUGUAACGUUAGCCUUAAAGACUUGUACUUUUCUUGCAAGGUUCUCUCUGGUUAAAGAUAGUCUGAAAAAUAAAACAGCCUUUGGGAGCACUGAAAAGCUGCAUAGCCAGCAAGAAAAAAGAAAAAAAGAAAACGGCAGGCCCUUACGUAAGGCAGCCUCUCUCCUUGCAGUGGGUGAAUUAUGUCAGUGUGUGCAUUGCGCGCGCGCUGCUCCGGCCAGCACAGCGCUUGAAGGACUGUUUUAUUUUGGGUUAUUACUUGGGCAGCAGAUGGUCCUAUCGCCAUGUAAAUGAGAAAUCUUUUUCUUUGUUUGCUUUGGUUUAGCACUGUAGGACAAGAAGAGAAUACCAGCUCAGUCCAUGGUGCAAUUUCAGCUGCAAGAUGUCAUCAUCGUUAACUUUAAAAAUCCAGAUCAGUGUUCUCUUUCUUAUCUUUUCAUCGUUAUUAGCUGAAAUUCUAGUCAAAUUGUUGAAACAACAAAACUGUCAUCAGGUUUCCACAAUUUCCUGUGCUACCUGUUUUAGCUCCAAAGUGCUAGUAUUUUGGGGGAUGUGUCCUAUCAUAUGUUGACAAUGUCUCUCUUUGUAGACUACCAGCUGCAAGUUAUAUAGAUAUAAUUAAAAAAAAAAAAGCAAAAUUCGUGGCUCUUCUUUAAAUAUGAAUAAUUCAACUAUCUACGUAGGACACACUAGAAAAAGAAUAAUCAUGUUUUGCUUUUUAAACCUAUGUUUCAUAAUAAAAUCUUCUUCCUAAAUAUGGAUAUUCCAAGCGUAAAGUGGGCGCCGUUCCAUAGGAUUACAGGGCAGUGCUAAACUGUAAAGUUGGAAAUUUGGAUUAAAAAGCAUUCUAGAGAUUGUUCUGAUAAAAUCUGAAUGUGCUUCUAUAACCCAUUUUAUCAUUGUCCAUAUUUUUGUUAAAAGCACAGUCAACACACUGAUGGGACAUCACUCAAUAAUUCAUUGCCUUUCAUUAUGUUUUAUCUAUGAUGUGGGUACUCGGUGAGGAAGGAUUUGAAAGUAAAAUAUUUUCUUUACUGCUUGUUAUUGCAGAAUUGUACUGCGCUGCCUUUCUGGGAGAAGAAGGGGUGCCUGUAUGGUUUUUAUUGUGCGCAUCAAGUUUUGCAUUUUUUAGUGCUUUAAAGAUUACAUUAUCUGUGAGAACAACAGUCGAAAUAUGGUGUGCUAAAAUGGCACUGCAGCAUUAUGCCAGCAUUUCCUUGGGGGUGGGAGGGAACGAGGAGAGUAUGGGGGAACUGCCUCUUUGCUGGUCAUUUUUUUGUAUUUUUACCAAUACUUGGGAAUUUAGUUCUGAACCUCUCUGACAGCUCUCCAACCCUUUGGUAAUCCUUUUUUCCAUGUCUUGGGAAAAGAAUCGGAUUAGAAGAACAAGAGAAAAACAUGUAUUUUUUUAGGAAAACUCUGUGCAGUGUUUCAUAAUGUCUGGCUUCUUCAUGUUCAGCUGGUGCCCUGGGUAUCUGGAGCUGAUGUAUUCCCCACCCCUGUAAGACUGAGGCAGCCUGAACCUGUAGCCUGUGGUCUUUGUGAGUCCCUUCUGAUGUCUGCUGUCCUGACGUUUGCAAGGGGGUAGCUUCCAAAAAAUUAUGAGGGUAGGGGAGACCUAGGCUGUGUUUGAUGUGUGACUGAUGUUGGAGAAAUUGAUAAUUCUGGCUCUGUUCACAUUUAUGUAUAGUGAAUAUAACUAUCUUACAAAGACAACCAAAUUUGAUGGGGAAGUAAAGGCUUCAAGGAUAAAUAAUUUUCUAUAACUUCCAGAAAACUGACAGCUGAGAAAAGAAGAGAAAUGAAAAGAAAUGCCCCUUUUGAGAGAGCAAAACCUGUUUUAGCUGGCUGACUUGUCAGUCCAUGCAAACACUGGCCAGCGAUCAGCCUUUUGCCAGGCAAGUAAAAAGGGAUGCAGGAGAGUACUGCAAGUGUUUUGUGGCAAGAGCAGUCACCAAAAAAAAAGAAAAGCAUCUGGGAGAGUGCGAGUGGCAGCUGCAUGACAGAAAUGUUGGAGUAAAUAUGCUCCGUCCACGCUGCUGCUCAGCGUGAGGCUUGCCUUGUCUAAAUCUAGGAGUGGGGUGGGUUGCAUGUAUAGGAUCAUCGAUGUGAAAUAUGGCAUUGCAUGCAAGGGACUGAGGCUGUAUCCUUCUUCAGGAGGGAGGUCACACCAUGGGAUAGGACCAUACUUCUGCUUAAGGCACAAGCAAACCCAGGAGGCUAACUGUAAGUGUUAACCGUGAGAAAUCAGCAUCUCGCAGUCAUGGCAAACUUUGGUCAGCGUGAUUGUAUCCAUCCAGCAUUUACCUAUUGAUUGAUUCCAGUCCGUUGAUGGCAGUGCCCUUAAUCAAAUCUCAUUGCUUGUCUUGCUGUAUUUUCCUUGAACUGAAUUGAAAUCAUAAUGUUUAUUUGGCUGGUGAAAUUCCCUACUCUAGCUUCUCUAUUUCCACUGCCAGUCCCUAAAUUUCUCUGAUAGUGUAGCUAAAGCUGCACAAGUCUUUGCCAGGUUGAAAGCUACUGCAAUUCGUCUUCAAUAAAAACUAGUUCAGACUAGCCAAAUGAUUUGUUAAUGAUCCUAGUUACUAAUUUUAUCAUAGAGGUGACAACGUACAGAGGCACUGGAAUCAUUGCUCUGCACAGGAAGCAUUGCCCCACAUUUGUGAGAAGAAUAAAUUAAAUUCCUUUACAAUAGCUGUGCAUGGAAGAUAUUCAGUACUGAAACCACUCUAGAUGUAAUCUGUUUUGGGGUGUAUAAGCUUUUGAGUAAAUCAAGACCAAUUUUUGAACUUGCACCAAAACUAUGUAAAACUUCUCCUUCCUGUUGAUUAUGAAGCCUUUGGAGCUCCUUCUAAAACAGACAAGAAAAAACAGAAGCCAGCAAACUAAAAUCAUGGAGAAGGGGUAUGCGUGCGCUCAUGAGAAUAAAAACAUUUAUAAUUUUGGCACAGACCUUGCUAUAAUACUAAGAACUCUUAUUCAUGAAUGUUGUAUUUUUAUAUUUUUGCUGAAAUGAAGAUACCAAGUUUGGGGUCAACCAGCUACAAAAGUCAAAGGUCCAAGCCUCUGUUACAGCUUAACUUUUGUAGAAUAUAGAAAUAUUGACUGUUUUGUUGACUUGACUACUUUCACCUUUUUGUUAGCUUCAUCAAAAUGGUGUCAUACGCUGCUGAGUUUGUACCUCUGUGGGUGCUGAAACUAAGCAAAGCAUCUGCUUUUUUUAAAUUUAAUGUCUGAACUGUGGUAGUUACGUAAACCCCUUCCGCUAUACAUCCUCAUGGAAAGUGGUUUAAUAUCUGGAUCACCCUUGCCUAUAAUUAAUAAGGACAACAUGAUCAAGGAAACUUUUGAUCUAGAAGUGAGAUUGAUGGAGGUGAACGCUAUCUCGCCAUUUACUGCCUGCUUUGGUUCUUUCCUUCAGCUCGAUAGAUUAGUAAGUAGUGGAAGAAGUCCAGGUUACAUGAAGAGUUCCUGAAGAGUUGGAUGAUGCUGGAAAAAAGGAAGAUCAAAUCAGUGGUGUAACAAAUUGGAGUGUAGCAAUUCUUGAUAAAGAUCCCCAGUUCUAAGCAACUGUAGGAUAUUUUCAUCUGGUAAUGACUGUGAAAAAUGGACUACCUAUGACCUACCAAUGGUUUUCUGCAGGACAGCAGCAAAGCGAAAUGUUAUGAGGAGGGGAAACUGAUUAAACAGAAAGGGAAAUACAAUGGAAGAAAGAAUGAUGAUGGAAAAUCUGCCUUUCCCUUCUCUUCUGCCACUCCCCCAAAACACACAUAUAAAAUGGACUAACUAGCUAUUAUCCUGAGUCACUGUCUCCUUCGUGAAACGACAUGGUGGGAUUUCUAUUAGCUGAUACUUCCUAGUAAACAAAAUUCAUCAGGCCUUGUCCAGAAAUGCCUAUUCCCCAGCUUCCUGGCUGUUUGGGGGAUGCUCUGGGGGCUGUGGCUGUCCUGGUGUGCUGUGACCUCCCUAAUGGGACCUGCACCUAAUGUCAUGUGGUUCCAUCGGAUCUCCCUCUGGGAUCAUCUGGACUUGUAUUUGUCCCCCAAGAAGUCAUCCUAAAGGAUCUCUCUGCUCUAUCCUUCCUGAUGACCAUCCUCCGUGGGGUUAGAAGUGUGAUUUAAAAAAUCAGCCAUUAUUUAGCUAAUAUACAUUGUUGUUUUGAACCAUCUUUUCUUCUAAAGUGUUCAUAAAUCCAACAAGAGUUACCUCCAAAUUGAAAAUACAACUUCAGUUAGGUGUUGAUAAUUCUGUCAUUGGAGAACAGAAAGGGGGUGGAGGAAGGCUGUGUUUUUCAAAGCGAUUGUUGUAAAAUAGCCUCUCUUUCCUUGGAUUCCCAGAUUUUGUCACUUGGAAUCUAUCAGAUGUUUGACUUUUUGGUAGUUUUUGAACAGAACAAUUAGUAAAAGACUUACUGGCCUUUUUGUUAAAUAUUAGCAAACUUAUUUUCCUAAGUGUAACACAAAUACCCAACAGGAGGCUUAACCUAUUCUCCCUAGCUGAUACUGAGAACUUAAACAGCUACUUAUUCCUCCCUGAUUAUUCAUUUUCUUCAGUUUUUGUUACGGCAGGUUGAGCCCUAGUGUAUUCAGCCUCCUCAGCUUAAUGCAUAUACUUAAAAAUGAAUCUCACUCUGUCUUUUCAGCUGUAAAAAAAAGCAAAAGUUGUUAAUUGAAAAUGGUUGCAUUAGGUUCCCUCUACAAUCAGGAGAGACAGGCACCUCCAGAUGGUGAUUCAUGCUUUUCUUGAACAUGGGCUGCAUUCAGAGGUCUCCGCAGGACUGUGCAAACACCCCAGCUGUGUCCGUAAGGCUAAGCUGUGCAGGGCAGAGCACAACCUUAAGGGUUUUCCCCAGUGGUGUGUAGUUGCUUGCGAGCGUACCGCUGUGGCUUUGUCAGGCGUCCACCGACGCCGCCCUAACCGGGGCUCAGGCGUUGCGCGGGGCCGGGGAGGCAGCUUGGUGACGCGGUCCCGGUAGUCCGUGCGGAUGAUGCCAGCCCGGUCUGAGGAGUUUGGCUGUGUGCUGGGUUCAGCCAACCCUGGCAUGCUGCUUGUGCUCAGGGACGGCAAGUAGUCCUCGCCUGUGUGAAGGCAGCAGUUACGUUCAGGGCAGUAGCACGUAGGAUAAGGCUGUUCACUGCUGCUGGGACUUGGCAGUCACCGGAGCGGCUCCAUUUAGAUCUGCUGUGGGUAUGAUUCAGCAGGGCUGUUGCUGACCAGGUCCGAGAUCAUUACCCGUGGCAAGGUUAGCACUCUCCUGCUUCACAGUCAGAAGUGCCGGGCUUACUGGAAAUGAUGGCAGCUCAUCCCUUUGGAGACCAGCCUGCUUCUUGCCCUGAAACACUUCUGAUCCCUGGCAAAUCUCAGAAGGGCCUAUUAAAACUGCAUCUUAAAAUAAUCUACACGUACUUCCUGCUGCUACUGAGUUGGUCGGCUUUCUGUUGAGCUGAAUAUUUAUCCUGUUUGGGUCCCUCUAAGGCAAGCGAACCUUCAGCACUCAGACCACCUGGAAUUUACUGUGUUAUUUGGUGUCUUCACCUUCCAAGUCAACCCCUUUUUUUCUUUUAGACUAGAUUUAACUAUUGUGAGUGAAUCCAAAGUGAGUAUAAGCAAGCAACACCACAAGUAAUAGUUCUCUGGGUUUAUGAAUAAGCUGGUGUUCAAUAAAACACUAAAGUACCUUUUGAAUAAUUCCUGUUGAUUUCUAAUUGUAUAUUUAAUGAAUUGUUUUGCUGAGAUGGGGCCCAUAGCAAAGAUGAGUUGCAUCGUUUGCUGUUUAUUGGAAGGGAGCAAUUACAGAUGCAUCAUAUAUUUUAAGCUAAAUUCUUACCAAGAAGUUAGGGAAUCUACAUAUUCUGUGAGAGGCUUUGUUACUGUGUGAUUACCUUGGUAAUAAGGGAAACGUUUUCACUGAAAAUAGACACACAAAGGAAAAGAGAUUUUGAUUAGAACAAUAUAAUCUGGAGCACUGAGACUCAGAUUUUUGUCCCUGCUCGGAUGUCUUCGACCAGGCUCUCGGUGUGCUGUGAGAGUGCCAUAAUCACAACUUCUUUUUCUUCUCUGCAUGUAUUAAUUUUUAUAGAAAAUGCUUGAAUGCUUUUUUUAUAACCUCUACGUGCACUGAAAGUAAACACUCCUUUUUUAAGAGCGCAAGUUUUCUUUUCGGAUACCCAUAGCUUUUAGUAUGCAGAGCAAAACUGACAGAAGAUGUCCGGUUUUCAGGAGAACGCUGUUCUGGAAUAGCCUGGCAGGGCUCCUGCAAACAUGCGAGUUGAUUGCUGCCUCUUGAGCUGUAGAGUUUGAGCAGAUGAUACAGAGUGUGCUGCACUGACAAUAAAAAAAGAUAUUUUAGCCACAGCUCUGCCUGCUUGCUUGAUGUCUCCCCUGUGCUGAGUGGUAUUUCUUAGUUCUGCGAGAGCUCUUCAAGCGUGGGCUUUGAUCCUGAAUAUCAUACCUUGACUAAUUUUGAAGGACUGGACUUUGAAUGUACUGAAAACUGAAAUGAGCAUUGAAAUGACUGGAAAUAAGUCCUUUAAUGUAUCAUUUGGUCACGCUGCAUGGUUUGGCCUGUUAAAAAACAGACCUGUCUGUAUCCGAAAGCCAUUUUAUCUGAGUAUGAGACUUGUAUAUACGAGGAGGUCACUGGAAGGUGAAUGAAUGUCUGAUGCUGCAUAGGGCAAGGACUUCCAAAAAACACUGUGUUUCUAUUUAUAUCAAUAAUGAAAUCCCCAUUGAGCCAAUAUUGGAUUAGGUCAGCAUUCAGUGCUCUUGAAACUCCUACCCCAUAAGCAUUUCCAAGAAUUUUUCCAUGCACAGGCAGAAACAGUAGAUUUUUCUUUUGUUCAUGCUCUUCACCUUGCAUUGAAAAUGAAGUGUCAAUCAGAACUCUUAUUUACCCUUUUUAGAGGUCUCUCUAGACUACCUAAAUAAUAUAUAGGCACACAAUUAUAUAAACAAAAUAGCUGAUAGCCUUAAGUUCAUAGCUCAAACACGGAUUAGUAUCUUGAAGAAUUACUUUUAAAUCAUUUAGUAAAAAAAAAUUGCACAAAUUUUACACGCGAAAAAAGAUCCCAUUUUUUUUCUCCUAAAAUACACUAAUAACUGAACAACUUUAUUUUAGAGAUAUGUGAGUGUUUCCCCUGGUUUUCAAGUUAUUCUGCAUUUCUAGCUUUGUAUUCAGGUCCGUACUUCUGCAAAGCUUCCAAUUUUAGACUACUCCAUGUGGUGUCCUUAGAUAAAAAAUUAAGUGUUAUACUCCAAAUGUAGUCAAAAAAGAAAGAAAAACAAAGUCAGGACAGAGGUUCAGAUCUUCUGAAGUCUGUUACCGGUUUUGUACUGCCAUUUAGUCGUGGUGUCUAAAGAACUAGGCAAAGAUCAGAAAGGAGAUAAAUAUGCAAGAUGACACAGUCUUUCUCGUAAAGAUAAAGGGAUGCAAGCAUGUAUUUAAAUACUUGGCUGAAUUGGGACCUAAAGUUAUUAACAGAUGUUAGGUCUUUAUUCUUUCACUUCUCCUUCCCUUGGUUCUUCUUGUACUGGGGUGAAACCUGCUGCGUUCACAAGUUGUUUAAAAUCUCCUCUGCACUACGGUGAACUUUCCUUUGGGCUCUAAACCUAACAACAUAACAGAGAGACAUAAACCACUUCAGGUUUAUUAAUACCGAGUGCAAGCAAGGUUGUAUGCAGUAUUUCAUGUCUUCCUAGUAUUAAUUACUGUAUUAACUCAGAAUUAAAAUGAAGGCUUUCUCAUUUCUGAUACCACUUACCCCAGAAUAUUUGAAAUCUCUCUUCCUGCGGUGAUUUCUCUGUCAGAUGAAUGGAGAUUAUAUUUAGCUUAGAUGUUUUGAGAGUUAGGUAACUCACGCUUGGGAAGUAAAGUGAAAAAAAACAGAAAUUUUAUAAAAUGUAAAGGUUUAUCUGUUUUGAACAGUGAAAUCCAGCAAAUGAACAAACCUUUUUAUCUGACUGAAUUUAUGCUUCUGUGUUAAAAUCCACCCUCAUUGUUAUUAAGUACAAUAAGGACAUUACCUUCGGAUAACGCAUAGAUUGUAGGAAAGUGAAAAGCCAUACAUUUUAAUGAGAAAAAAGGUUUUCUUCUCUCUGCCCUACUCUUCAAUUUAUAAGCCAAAUUUGCUCCUCUCUUUCUUUUACUGUUCUGAGUCCUGUCAAAUCAAUAGAAUUGCCUAGAUUUUAACCAGCUGUCUGCUCUCAAAGCUGAGGGAAUUCAUCCUGUGAAAAUUUUAAAUUAAGAUAUUUUAAAGACAUGCCAGAUUAUGCUACCUAGAUAAAGGUUCCUAUUCUGUAAGCUACUGAUUUUUUUCCACAAGUGUAGAUCACAUGUAGUUAUGCUAUUCGUUGGUUGGUUUUGUAAGGCAGGUAUCUUACUGCAUUUGAAAUGUCUGCUGUGCUAAGGUGUCAGAGUCUGAAAUCAAAUCAUGAUCCAAGUCAUGUCCUUGUUUCAGCAAGUUAUGUAGAAGUGAUCCAUGUGCUGCUCUAUCUGUCAAGUAUAUUGUAUGAGCCAAGUGAAAAUGAAAAAAGGAUUUUUCUACAGUGUGAAGCUUCACAGUUGAGUGAGGAAUUAGAUAUCCUCAAGUAAUUUAUUGUCCAUGAUGGUCUGAUGCCUGGCUAAUGUUUCCAUUCAUUGUCAGAUAAUUUUGUUAGACUUUAUUGAUGUAAUGAUAUGAUCUUUUCCCCCUGCUAUUCAACUGCAAUUUUUCUUUUCUGAUGGUUUUUGCGGGGAAGAAAUCUUUCUUUUUUCUCUUUUUUUUUUUUUAAUGACGUUUUAUAUCUAAGGCUUAAUUCUAGUCUCAGAUGCUGUUUGUCUUAAAAAUGUUGGUCUUAUGCUUUUUUCCUGUGUUGUGCACAGUAUCUUCUUUUCGUAACGCUACGUAUGAUGGUCAACAAUGAAGUCUCGACAAAUCAUGUUUCUCUUAACCAUUAAAAGUCUUUGAGAACUGAAAAUUCUUCUGGCUUUAAUAAGUCUGGCUGUAAGUGUCUUUGGGUUUUAGCCCAAAUUGCACCUAGUCGAAUCUUGAGUCUUUGCAAUAUCUUAGUGCGCUCAUAGUCAUCAGGCAUCAACAAAAUAUAAAUUCAUUUCCAAAAUUGCUUUCAACCUCAGUGAAAAACAAGGAGUCUUUAAUAAACCUUCUUAAUAAUGGCCUGUAACUACCACGGUGACAAAAAUAUUUUUAAUUUUCGUUUUAUUUGUCUCAUGGAAGUUACAAGCUCAGACAAGGAUACAAACAACUCGAAUCAGUAUGAGUCGAGUUGUCCUCUUGGUUUUGGUACAUGUAUGCUUUCCAUUGACCUUACUAUUUUUCAUUUUUUCUUUUGUUUGCAUCUCGGUGAAUAUCUCUCAGAUUCUCUUCCAAUACUUAAAUUAUUACUACAUGUAAUGUAGAGGAAUUGCUCUUAGUAAGGUUUCUGUUCCACUGGGGAGUUUACUAGCAGUCUGCAUUUUAAGUGCGAAAGGGGGUUUACCCUCCUCUUGGGGGAGAACUGUUUGGGUGAGAAAGCAAAGCAUUAAAAGCCGCUGCCUGGGUCUCGUCUUGCUUGUGCUGCGUACUCGUGCCGGGGGCGGAGGGCAGCCACUGGCUCCUGAACCUCCUGGGGCUUCGGGAGACGCUCAGAGGUGCUGCCGGGGCUCUACCUUGUGCUGAGCAGCGGGGCCGGCCUGGCACAGGGGUUUGGGGUGGUCCUGGGGCUGCUGGGUGCUCACAGUCCGGCCGGGUGAGAGAAGAGCCAGCGGGGCAGCGGAAGGCGAUACGAGCCCCGGGAUGAAACGUGCAGCAUGGUGCCAGCCCUCGCUUGGCGGGGGCUGAGCAGGAGCCGCUGCCGUGUGCUGCCUACCGCGGGCUCCCUGCCCGGCACGUGGCAUGGGGACCCUGGUGCUCAGGCACGGCCAGCCUCGCUGGCCCUGCCGGGAAGCAGAGUUCUGAGUCUGAGAAGUAGUCUCCCGGCUGGAAACUCCUGGAGCACGGUGGUGUCGUCCCCUGCCUUGCCUUUCCUGGUCCUGAGCAGCUCAUCGCCAGAGCUGGGUGCCGGGAGCUCCCCUCGGCUCCACGCCGCAGCCUCCUGGUGCCACAGCGGAGCCGAGACAUCUGCUGAGGGACAAGCCAGCAAGUGUCUGGGCCCUCUUGAAGGCGGCAGAAACUUCAAGUGCAACAGCUGUAGCAACAUGGCUCUUUUUCCCUUGUUGUGGAAGGGAAGGCAGUGCAAAACUUUUCCAUGCCAUGCUUUAGCUGCUUACAGGUCGAGAGCAAGACAGUUUGCUGUAAAUUCUGAUUUUUCGCCCUAAGCGUGGGAUAGAAACGUCUCCCGUUUUUAUUUUGAAACCUAGAUUUUUUUAAAAAGAUGUAUUUCAGGACAAUUAUGAAUAUCUAAGUUAGCAACUGAAAUCUCAUAAGGUCAUUUUCAUCUUCUCCAGCUCUGGCAGUUCAAGGUGACACAGCAAUCCUGCCUUCAUGGUGGAAGUCCUUUAAGGACUUCUAAACCUUUCUGUUUCUUAAGCGUACCAGACACCUUGCUUUAACCUGUGUCAGUGCUGGUUCUAUCUGGCUAUUUCCGAAAGCUCAAGAGAAAAACAAAGAAACAAAGACACAAAGGAAAUUAAAGGUGCUUAGCUGUGACGUUUUUAUAGGGUGGUACAUUGCUUUGAUAAUGAACUGUGAAACGUAGCAUGUGGAUGAUGAUGAUGAAUGUAAAAGACUGCAUGUGUUUUUAUUUGAAUGUGGUGUCCAUGAGCUGGAUUAUUAGUAUGAGCUCUGUAGUGUAAAAAUACUGAAAAGAGAAGUGAAAUGGAAAGAAGGUAUUUCUAGCAGUUUUUGCAGUGAACCACACCCUCUUUCGUCUGUCUCCCUUUUCACAACCAGACUCAGAUUCCAGUAACGUAAACUUUACCGUUAGGAUGGUAAUAAACAAACUGCUCUCUUCCUAAAGUUAAAUACGUUUCCUUCCAGCGUUGUAAGAGAAAAAUCUAUGUGCAUUUCCAGCAGAUCAGACUUCUUCCCAGGCGUGGGCUCAUAGGGCUGCACUGGCUGGGAGAUAAGUUGGGGUCACUGAUGAUGCCAUACCGUGUGUUUCCUGCCCACAGAAUUCAAUAGUCUGUUCCUGUGCCAGGAAAUAAGUGACUGUGGUUUGGUACGGAUUGCUGCUUGCUUAUGGCUGGAAACUGAAGUGCAAGCUAAAAUGCCAUGAGCUCCCUUCCAUUUCUUGUAGGCACAGACAGCACACAGCUCGAGGAAGUUUUGACCUUGACUGGAACAGAAAUGGGCCAGGCAGAGGUUUUUCAAAAUUAUUACUUUUGCAUUUACCUGACUGAGGUAUUCAUGAGAAGUCAGUGAUUUCAGGAAGGACUGACAUUUGUUCCCUUACCUCUGAGUUGCAGUGAUCCUGAAAUACCUGCCCAGGCACAGGGACCUAGGGAACGCACAGCUGGCUCAUCACUGGGGUUAUACCAACUCCCUGGUGUUUUGCUUUGGGACAAAAUAGGUUAUUUGAAGGCAAGCAGCCCAAGAAGCAUUGCUUGAAGGAUCAUGAUUGGCUUCUGCUUGUCUCCACCUGUAGCUGCAAGGUCCCUGCUCUCACCUUCCCUGUCAUACCAUCUGCACACCUCACACCUCCUGCUUUGUAGCUGACCCUAUCUGCAAGGCUGGCUAUGAGAGAGGGCAAGCCUUCCUCCAGGUGGAAUGUUCAAGAAAGUGAUGCUUGAAUCGAUGGUGAAACACACUGUACCAUAAAUGUAUGUUUGGAAGGAGCUCAGUGUUUGGUUAAAACAAGCUGACUUGGGAUCAGUCUGUGGUUUAUAGUAAUGCUGGUGUACAACAGCCCAGGCAGGACAGAUGCAAGGUGUCUCCUGUCUCUUUGCCAUUUUUGCGCUCUCGUACAAUAUUUCCAAAGGAGCAACGUGAUGUGGGACGUCAGUGUUAGCUGGUGAAUUUUGCCCUUGUGUAAUUCUAGUACUUUGAUUUGUGUUCCUUCUUAUCUUGCCCAGUUUAUUGAAAAAUGUGAUGGUAAUGUGGUAGUUCAAUGUCUUGAGAUGGUUUUAAAGUAGAUAAGCAAACCAUUAUGCCUCUGAGGUUGCAUAACUUCAUGGAUUUGUCUUACCUCCAGUGACCAGCAUGUAAUAUUUGUUGUAUCAUUUAUGAUGUAUGUAAGCUUUACAGGCUGGAUGUUGUGUCAAAAUGACGUGAGCACUUGGGUAAACAUCUCCUUGAAUCACCAUCGUUUUGGCACGCUCAGGGGCAAAGGUACUUGUGUGGAGUGUGUUAAACAUCACAAAGCGUGUUGUUGUUUAGAGUCUUGUGAUUAGGGCUUCGAUCUAAUUCUCUCCAAUGUAGCAAAUGUUUGCUGUCGGCUAACACUGUUACAAGGACUAAGGGUUUAUCUUUCUUUGCCUGGCAAUAAUGUAUUUUCUAUUAUGUCAGUAGAAUUUGUUCAUUUUCAAGUAGUGUGGAGUGCUCCUUUGAAGAAUGUCUCUUUUUCAGGUGGUUUCAUGGUGACUGUACCCCAAAAUGUCUAGAUGUCUCUCAAUAGCAAAAAUUGCUUUGUUAUUGAAUGUAUUAUUUAUUAACAGUAUCUUGUUGUCUUUUUCUAGUCACAUUUUACAAAAUAUGCCGCAAGCAUCUCAUGAUUUUUAUAAGGAAAGUCUUAUUUAUAAUAUUCAUGCAAGUGGACGGAAACAAAUCUCAAUUUUAUAGUAGUCCAUGCUUUUUUUCAUAGCUGCAGAGUCUUAAUAAGCAUGAUCAGAAGGGACAGCCUCAUUGUUUUGUUUAAUUUUGAUGGAAUUUUUCAAAGGUAACUAUUAUGUUAUUUAUAAUUUGGACUUAAUUAUCUUAACAAAUAAAUAUCUCCAUUUUAAGAAAUGAAAA
Harpia harpyja (harpy eagle) is the source of this 15124-nucleotide messenger RNA. RefSeq names its product ST8 alpha-N-acetyl-neuraminide alpha-2,8-sialyltransferase 1 (gene ST8SIA1). The coding region runs from base 81 to 1154 and encodes 357 amino acids. Lineage: Eukaryota; Metazoa; Chordata; Aves; Accipitriformes; Accipitridae. Gene Ontology annotation, molecular function: alpha-N-acetylneuraminate alpha-2,8-sialyltransferase activity. The transcript has 5 exons. The record is from RefSeq and is a predicted model, not a curated record. Gene Ontology annotation, biological process: N-glycan processing; oligosaccharide metabolic process.